This is a messenger RNA of Phlebotomus argentipes, 606 nucleotides long. RefSeq names its product UPF0547 protein C16orf87 homolog. The transcript has 2 exons. The record is from RefSeq and is a predicted model, not a curated record. NCBI's taxonomy places the organism in Eukaryota, Metazoa, Arthropoda, Insecta, Diptera, Psychodidae. Bases 75 to 506 code for a protein of 143 amino acids.
ACUUCAAGCGUAUUUUCAAUGCUCCGCGGAGUGUCAAAACCAAGUCAAAACACAGCAGAAGAUCCACUGAAGCAAUGAUCAAAAAAGCCUGUCCAGCAUGCAAAUUGCAAGUGGCCGUGGCGUGCAAGAGUUGCAAAUGUGGACACUCGUUCUUCAACGCGCGUGCUCGCCGGAAUUCACAGAAGAUUGGCGAGGAAGGUGACGGUCAGAAGAGAAGGACUGGCAGAGUUCGCAGAGAGAAGCCCCAAUUCUACGAUCCCUCCAAGUUCGAGAACAAGCGGAAGAGGAACAAGAGGAAGAACAGCACCAAGUAUCCCAUUGAACCGAUCGGCAAGGGUCCCAAGGGUGGCCGAUUGAGGGGCCCCAGAAGGAAGACGAAGAAGGAGGAGGAGGAAUCUGGAAGCGAUGCCAUUUCACAGCUGUCUGAGGAGAAGCAGAAAAUCGCAUCGAUCAUUCUGGCGGAAAUAAAUCAAAAACUCGGCUCUGUCGUGUGGAAUCCAAAGUGAUUUAAUUAAACUUGGUUUUUCUUAUCAAAUAAAUUGAUCAUUGCAAGGCAAUCAAUCACAAAUUGAGUGGCGGCAAGAAGAGCUUCUUCUGCAGCGUAGA